Molecule: messenger RNA, 474 nt
Organism: Mucor mucedo
Lineage: Eukaryota; Fungi; Mucoromycota; Mucoromycetes; Mucorales; Mucoraceae
Exons: 2
Coding region: 1-474 (157 amino acids)
Source: RefSeq, a predicted model, not a curated record
AUGCCCUCAACACCCGGUGGCGUCGAUGAACGUAUUCAAAUUCAUCAAGGCGCUAUCGAUCGUACGGCUUUAACAUCACAACCACCUGCUGAUAUCGUGAAAGAUGUCAAACGAAUCUUACGUAUUCUCGGUAUCGAAGCAAAAGCAGAAGGAUCAAGCCCAUACCUUUUGAAAUGCUCUCACAUAUCCUUAGUAGCACCCAGUAAUCCUGACAGUGUGAUCUCCUCUACUUCAUCAGCGGGGGGUGUUUUAACCACUGUUGCACGUGGAUUAGAGCCCAUUUAUGGCGAUGCAUCAAUUGACAAUGGUGAUGAAAUUCGAUUUGCUGUGGAAGUUUGUCGUUUCCAAAAUCUACCAGGACUUUACAUUAUUGAUAUUCGUCGACUUAAAGGCAAUGUCUGGGCCUACAAAUUUUUGUAUCAUAAGUUGAUUGACUUCUUAAAUGUAGGCAGAGAUAGUGCUUUUGUUUUAUAG